Messenger RNA from Chaetomium globosum CBS 148.51, 519 nucleotides. RefSeq lists its product as uncharacterized. The transcript is spliced from 4 exons. The record is from RefSeq and is a predicted model, not a curated record. Bases 1 to 519 code for a protein of 172 amino acids. Lineage: Eukaryota; Fungi; Ascomycota; Sordariomycetes; Sordariales; Chaetomiaceae.
AUGGAGUCUCACAAAAAGUCCUCACCACGGAGAGUGCUCGUUCUGUGCUUCGACGGCACAGGAAACACAUUCCGUGUCGAUGGCGCGGAGGCCAAUAUUUUGAAAAUCUUCAGAAUGGUUGAUCGCACCGAAGACGAGCAAAGAAGCCUUUGCCACCUGGAAAUUGAGCAGUUCGCACAAGACGACGGAGCGGCAGACUGCGUUCGUCUUUCUCAAAGCCUGCCGGGAGACCAUUUGCCGUCCGUUUGGUUCCCAGGAGACCACGCCGAUAUUGGCGGUGGCUGGCAACCGGGCGACGAAGAGCAAUGGUCCCUAAGUCAUGCUCCUCUUGUCUGGAUGUUUGGUCAAGGGCUGCCCCCUGCGUCAGUCUUGUUGUGGCGCGUGAUGGAGUAUCUCCCGUUGGGACGGAUGCACUUGCAAGCCGAUGGCUCGUGGAACCUGGUCCAUUGGCCGCUCCCUUGCGGAGCUGUUCGUGACAUUCCAAAGGAGGCCGAGAUCCAUGCCUCCGAAAUCCGCUGA